Bipolaris maydis ATCC 48331 is the source of this 813-nucleotide messenger RNA. RefSeq lists its product as uncharacterized. The record is from RefSeq and is a predicted model, not a curated record. NCBI's taxonomy places the organism in Eukaryota, Fungi, Ascomycota, Dothideomycetes, Pleosporales, Pleosporaceae.
CACCAUUCUUUCAGCCGGGGGCUAGCAUCCCCACAUCUUUCUUGUUGCUACCACCAUGACAUGCGUUUGGACAGGUGGUUUCUGCAUUCUGCGCUAAUACUACUACUCUCCUUUUCCGUGCCUACACAUACUAGCCACAUAGAUAGCAAUUCACCACUCUCUGUCCUGCCCCUGCGCGCUGCGUCGGCUACUAUCCUUGGCUACGCCACACUUGCCGCUCCACCCAUAUACUUCGCUAUCGUCCCGUCUGGUAAUACUAUACAUCCGCUUCUCUGGAAGCAUGCUUGGAAGACUUGGGCCUGUCAGACUGCAACUCGGCUACCGGUAUUAAUCUCUGGGUUUGCCCGAAUACUACUACAUGUUGCAGUAGCGCUCCACCAUUGCACUGCAUCUAACCACCACCACCACCACUUUAAAACCAUCGUCCUGGGCCCAGCCUGCCUACCCCUGGUCCCAGCCCUGGAUUCAUCUGCAUGCGACACAGCUUCCUUUAGCAUGCCACCACCGCCCUCCUGCUGACGAUCCCCAUGACAGCCUCCAGCUAUAAGCCCCAGAGCCUGUCGUCCACGCCAAAGUCAGUCGUGCCGGCUGACCUGUUACUUCUGCGCGUUGAUCUCGCCUCAACACAGCACCAACAACAAAGGCCCAUGGCGCACGACACUCACAGACCCAGUCCUUUGCGGCCUGCAAACGAGCUUUGGUACAACAUCCCGGCUUCUGCGAGCCAACAUCAAGAAGAGGAACAAGACGGGCCAGAGCUCUCUGCAUACCAAGCCACGGCACACCGAUUUAGCUCAUGCUCUUCUCACCCAA